This is a messenger RNA of Closterium sp. Naga37s-1, 17729 nucleotides long. The record is from the annotation of a GenBank genome assembly. NCBI's taxonomy places the organism in Eukaryota, Viridiplantae, Streptophyta, Zygnematophyceae, Desmidiales, Closteriaceae.
CCCUUCUUCUUCUCUAUCCGCCAUUCUUCCACUCUAUCCGCCCUUCUUCCUCUCUAUCCGCCCUUCUUCCUAUCAAUCCGCCCUCCUUCCUCUCUAUCAGCCCUUCUUCUUCUCUAUCCGCCAUUCUUCCUCUCUAUCCGCCCUUCUUCUUCUCAAUCCGCCCUUCUUCCUCUCUAUCCGCCCUUAUUCUCUAUCCGCCCUUCUUCCUCUCUAUCCGCCCUUCUUCCUCCCUAUCCGCCCUUCUUCCUCUCUAUCCGCCCUUCUUCCUCUCUAUCCCCCCUUCUUCCUCUCUAUCCGCCCUUCUUCCUCUCUAUCCGCCCUUCUUCAUCUCUAUCCGCCCUUCUUCCUCUCUAUCCGCCCUUCUUCCUCUCUAUCCGCCCUUCUUCCUCUCUAUCGGCCCUUCUUCCUCUCUAUCCGCCCUUCUUCCUCUCUAUCCGCCCUUCUUCCUCUCUAUCCGCCCUUCUUCCUCUCUAUCCGCCCUUCUUCCUCUCUAUCCGCCCUUCUUCCUAUCAAUCCGCCCUCCUUCCUCUCUAUCCGCCCUUCUUCCUCUCUAUCCGCCCUUCUUCUCUAUCCGCUCUUCCUCCUCUUUAUCUGCCCUUCUUCCUCUCUAUCCCCCCUUCUUCCUCUCUAUCCGCCCUUCUUCCUAUCAAUCCGCCUUCCUUCCUCUCUAUCAGCCCUUCUUCCUCUCUAUCCGCCCUUCUUCUCUAUCCGCCCUUCUUCCUCUCUAUCCGCCCUUCUUCCUCCCUAUCCGCCCUUCUUCCUCUCUAUCCGCCCUUCUUCCUCUCUAUCGGCCCUUCUUCCUCUCUAUCCGCCCUUCUUCCUCUCUAUCGGCCCUUCUUCCUCUCUAUCCGCCCUUCUUCCUCUCUAUCCGCCCUUCUUCCUCUCUAUCCGCCCUCCUUCCUCUCUAACCGCCCUUCUUCCUCUCUAUCCGCCCUUCUUCCUCUGUAUCCGCCCUUCUUCCUCUCUAUCCGCCCUUCUUCCUCUCUAUCCCCCCUUCUUCCUCUCUAUCCGCCCUUCUUCCUCUCUAUCCGCCCUUCUUCAUCUCUAUCCGCCCUUCUUCCUCUAUCCGCCCUUCUUCCUAUCAAUCCGCCCUCCUUCCUCUCUAUCUGCCCUUCUUCCUCUCUAUCCGCCCUUCUUCCUCUCUAUCCGCCCUUCUUCCUCUCUAACCGCCCUUCUUCCUCUCUAUCCGCCCUUCUUCCUCUCUAUCCGCCCUUCGUCCUUUCUAUCCGCCCUUCUUCCUCUCUAUCCGCCCUUUGUCCUCUCUAUCCGCCCUUCUUGCUCUCUAUCUGCCCUUCGUCCACUCUAUCCGCCCUUCUUCCUCUCUUUCCGCCCUUCUUCCUCUCUAUCCGCCCUUCUUCUUCUCUAUCUGCCCUUCUUCCUAUCAAUCCGCCUUCCUUCCUCUCUAUCCGCCCUUCUUCUUCUCUAUCCGCCCUUCUUCCUCUCUAUCCGCCCUUCUUCUUCUCUAUCCGCUCUUCUUCCUCUUUAUCCGCCCUUCUUCCUCUCUAUCCGCCCUUCUUCCUCUCUAUCCGCCCUCCUUCCUCUCUAUCCGCCCUUCUUCCUCUCUAUCCGCCCUUCUUCCUCUCUAUCCGCCCUUCUUCCUCUCUAACCGCCCUUCUUCCUCUCUAUCCGCCCUUCUUCCUCUCUAUCCGCCCUUCGUCCUUUCUAUCCGCCCUUCUUCCUCUCUAUCCGCCCUUCGUCCUCUCUAUCCGCCCUUCUUGCUCUCUAUCUGCCCUUCGUCCACUCUAUCCGCCCUUCUUCCUCUCUUUCCGCCCUUCUUCCUCUCUAUCCGCCCUUCUUCUUCUCUAUCCGCCCUUCUUCCUAUCAAUCCGCCCUCCUUCCUCUCUAUCCGCCCUUCUUCUUCUCUAUCCGCCCUUCUUCCUCUCUAUCCGCCCUUCUUCUUCUCUAUCCGCUCUUCUUCCUCUUUAUCCGCCCUUCUUCCUCUCUAUCCGCCCUUCUUCCUCUCUAUCCGCCCUUCUUCCUAUCAAUCCGCCCUCCUUCCUCUCUAUCAGCCCUUCUUCCUCUCUAUCCGCCCUUCUUCCUCUCUAUCUGCCCUUCUUCCUCUCUAUCCGCCCUUCUUCCUCUCUAUCCGCCCUUCUUCCUCUCUAUCCGCCCUUCUUCCUCUCUAUCCGCCCAUCUUCCUCUCUAUCCCCCCUUCUUCCUCUCUAUCCGCCCUUCUUCCUCUCUAUCCGCCCUUCUUCCUCUCUAUCCGCCCUUCUUCCUCUCUAUCCGCCCUUCUUCCCCUCAAUCCGCCCUUCUUCCUAUCAAUCCGCCCUCCUUCCUCUCUAUCCGCCCUCCUUCCUCUCUAUCCGCCCUUCUUCCCCUCUAUCCUCCCUCCUUCCUCUCUAUCCGCCCUUCUUCCUCUCUAUCCGCCCUCCUUCCUCUCUAUCCGCCCUUCGUCCUCUCUAUCCGCCCUUCUUCCUCUCUAUCCGCCCUUCGUCCUCUCUAUCCGCCCUUCUUCCUCUCUAUCCGCCCUUCGUCCUUUCUAUCCGCCCUUUUUCCUCUCUAUCCGCCCUUCGUCCUUUCUUUCUUCCUCUCUAUCCGCCCUUCUUCCUCUCAAUCCGCCCUUCUUCCUAUCAAUCCGCCCUCCUUCCUCUCUAUCCGCCCUCCUUCCUCUCUAUCCGCCCUUCUUCCCCUCUAUCCUCCCUCCUUCCUCUCUAUCCGCCCUUCUUCCUCUCUAUCCGCCCUCCUUCCUCUCUAUCCGCCCUUUUUCCUCUCUUUCCGCCCUUCUUCCUCUCUAUCCGCCCUUCUUCUUCUCUAUCCGCCCUUCUUCCUAUCAAUCCGCCCUCCUUCCUCUCUAUCCGCCCUUCUUCCUAUCAAUCCGCCCUCCUUCCUCUCUAUCAGCCCUUCUUCCUAUCAAUCCGCCCUUCUUCCUCUCUAUCCGCCCUUCUUCCUCUCUAUCCGCCCUUCUUCCUCUCUAUCCGCCCUUCUUCCUCCCUAUCCCCCCUUCUUCCUCUCUAUCCGCCCUUCUUCCUCCCUAUCCGCCCUUCUUCUUCUCUUUCCGCCCUUCUUCCUCUCUAUCCGCCCUUCUUCCUCUCUAUCCGCCCUUCUUCCUCUCUAUCCGCCCUUCUUCCUCUCUAUCGGCCCUUCUUCCUCUCUAUCCGCCCUUCUUCCUCUCUAUCCGCCCUUCUUCCUCUCUAUCCGCCCUUCUUCCUCUCUAUCCGCCCUUCUUCCUCUCUAUCCGCCCUUCUUCCUCUCUAUCCCCCCUUCUUCCUCUCUAUCCGCCCUUCUUCCUCUCUAUCCCCCCUUCUUCAUCUCUAUCCGCCCUUCUUCCUCUCUAUCCGCCCUUCUUCAUCUCUAUCCCCCCUUCUUCCUCUCUAUCCGCCCUUCUUCCUCUCUAUCCGCCCUUCUUCCUCUCUAUCCGCCCUUCUUCCUCUCUAUCCGCCCUUCUUCCUCUCAAUCCGCCCUUCUUCCUAUCAAUCCGCCCUCCUUCCUCUCUAUCAGCCCUUCUUCUUCUCUAUCCGCCAUUCUUCCUCUCUAUCCGCCCUUCUUCUUCUCAAUCCGCCCUUCUUCCUCUCUAUCCGCCCUUAUUCUCUAUCCGCCCUUCUUCCUCUCUAUCCGCCCUUCUUCCUCCCUAUCCGCCCUUCUUCCUCUCUAUCCGCCCUUCUUCCUCUCUAUCCCCCCUUCUUCCUCUCUAUCCGCCCUUCUUCCUCUCUAUCCGCCCUUCUUCAUCUCUAUCCGCCCUUCUUCCUCUCUAUCCGCCCUUCUUCAUCUCUAUCCGCCCUUCUUCCUCUCUAUCCGCCCUUCUUCCUCUCUAUCCGCCCUUCUUCAUCUCUAUCCCCCCUUCUUCCUCUCUAUCCGCCCUUCUUCCUCUCUAUCCGCCCUUCUUCCUCUCUAUCCGCCCUUCUUCCUCUCUAUCCGCCCUUCUUCCUCUCAAUCCGCCCUUCUUCCUAUCAAUCCGCCCUUCUUCCUCUCUAUCCGCCCUUCUUCCUCUCUAUCCGCCCUUCUUCCUCUCUAUCCGCCCUUCUUCCUCCCUAUCCCCCCUUCUUCCUCUCUAUCCGCCCUUCUUCCUCCCUAUCCGCCCUUCUUCUUCUCUUUCCGCCCUUCUUCCUCUCUAUCCGCCCUUCUUCCUCUCUAUCCGCCCUUCUUCCUCUCUAUCCGCCCUUCUUCCUCUCUAUCGGCCCUUCUUCCUCUCUAUCCGCCCUUCUUCCUCUCUAUCCGCCCUUCUUCCUCUCUAUCCGCCCUUCUUCCUCUCUAUCCGCCCUUCUUCCUCUCUAUCCGCCCUUCUUCCUCUCUAUCCCCCCUUCUUCCUCUCUAUCCGCCCUUCUUCCUCUCUAUCCCCCCUUCUUCAUCUCUAUCCGCCCUUCUUCCUCUCUAUCCGCCCUUCUUCAUCUCUAUCCCCCCUUCUUCCUCUCUAUCCGCCCUUCUUCCUCUCUAUCCGCCCUUCUUCCUCUCUAUCCGCCCUUCUUCCUCUCUAUCCGCCCUUCUUCCUCUCAAUCCGCCCUUCUUCCUAUCAAUCCGCCCUCCUUCCUCUCUAUCAGCCCUUCUUCUUCUCUAUCCGCCAUUCUUCCUCUCUAUCCGCCCUUCUUCUUCUCAAUCCGCCCUUCUUCCUCUCUAUCCGCCCUUAUUCUCUAUCCGCCCUUCUUCCUCUCUAUCCGCCCUUCUUCCUCCCUAUCCGCCCUUCUUCCUCUCUAUCCGCCCUUCUUCCUCUCUAUCCCCCCUUCUUCCUCUCUAUCCGCCCUUCUUCCUCUCUAUCCGCCCUUCUUCAUCUCUAUCCGCCCUUCUUCCUCUCUAUCCGCCCUUCUUCAUCUCUAUCCGCCCUUCUUCCUCUCUAUCCGCCCUUCUUCCUCUCUAUCCGCCCUUCUUCAUCUCUAUCCCCCCUUCUUCCUCUCUAUCCGCCCUUCUUCCUCUCUAUCCGCCCUUCUUCCUCUCUAUCCGCCCUUCUUCCUCUCUAUCCGCCCUUCUUCCUCUCAAUCCGCCCUUCUUCCUAUCAAUCCGCCCUCCUUCCUCUCUAUCAGCCCUUCUUCUUCUCUAUCCGCCAUUCUUCCUCUCUAUCCGCCCUUCUUCUUCUCAAUCCGCCCUUCUUCCUCUCUAUCCGCCCUUAUUCUCUAUCCGCCCUUCUUCCUCUCUAUCCGCCCUUCUUCCUCCCUAUCCGCCCUUCUUCCUCUCUAUCCGCCCUUCUUCCUCUCUAUCCCCCCUUCUUCCUCUCUAUCCGCCCUUCUUCCUCUCUAUCCGCCCUUCUUCAUCUCUAUCCGCCCUUCUUCCUCUCUAUCCGCCCUUCUUCAUCUCUAUCCGCCCUUCUUCCUCUCUAUCCGCCCUUCUUCCUCUCUAUCCCCCCUUCUUCCUCUCUAUCCGCCCUUCUUCCUCUCUAUCCGCCCUUCUUCCUCUCUAUCCGCCCUUCUUCCUCUCUAUCCGCCCUUCUUCCUCUCUAUCCGCCCUUCUUCCUAUCAAUCCGCCCUCCUUCCUCUCUAUCAGCCCUUCUUCUUCUCUAUCCGCCAUUCUUCCUCUCUCUCCGCCCUUCUUCUUCUCAAUCCGCCCUUCUUCCUCUCUAUCCGCCCUUAUUCUCUAUCCGCCCUUCUUCCUCUCUAUCCGCCCUUCUUCCUCCCUAUCCGCCCUUCUUCCUCUCUAUCCGCCCUUCUUCCUCUCUAUCCCCCCUUCUUCCUCUCUAUCCGCCCUUCUUCCUCUCUAUCCGCCCUUCUUCAUCUCUAUCCGCCCUUCUUCCUCUCUAUCCACCCUUCUUCCUCUCUAUCCGCCCUUCUUCCUCUCUAUCCGCCCUUCUUCCUCUCUAUCGGCCCUUCUUCCUCUCUAUCCGCCCUUCUUCCUCUCUAUCCGCCCUCCUUCCUCUCUAUCCGCCCUUCUUCCUCUCUAUCCGCCCUUCUUCCUCUCUAUCCGCCCUUCUUCCUCUCUAUCCGCCCUUCUUCCUCUCUAUCCGCCCUUCUUCCUCUCUAUCCCCCCUUCUUCCUCUCUAUCCGCCCUUCUUCCUCUCUAUCCGCCCUUCUUCAUCUCUAUCCGCCCUUCUUCCUCUCUAUCCGCCCUUCUUCCUCUCUAUCCCCCCUUCUUCCUCUCUAUCCGCCCUUCUUCCUAUCAAUCCGCCCUCCUUCCUCUCUAUCAGCCCUUCUUCUUUAUCCGCCAUUCUUCCUCUCUAUCCGCCCUCCUUCCUCUCUAUCCGCCCUUCUUCCUCUCUAUCCGCCCUUAUUCUCUAUCCGUCCUUCUUCCUCUCUAUCCGCCCUUCUUCCUCUCUAUCCGCCCUUCUUCCUAUCAAUCCGCCUUCCUUCCUCUCUAUCAGCCCUUCUUCUUCUCUAUCCGCCCUUUUUCCUCUCUAUCCGCCCUUCUUCUCUAUCCGCCCUUCUUCCUCUCUAUCCGCCCUUCUUCCUCCCUAUCCGCCCUUCUUCCUCUCUAUCCGCCCUUCUUCCUCUCUAUCGGCCCUUCUUCCUCUCUAUCCGCCCUUCUUCCUCUCUAUCGGCCCUUCUUCCUCUCUAUCCGCCCUUCUUCCUCUCUAUCCGCCCUUCUUCCUCUCUAUCCGCCCUUCUUCCUCACUAUCCGCCCUUCUUCUUCUCUAUCCGCCCUUCUUCCUCUGUAUCCGCCCUUCUUCCUCUCUAUCCGCCCUUCUUCCUCUCUAUCCCCCCUUCUUCCUCUCUAUCCGCCCUUCUUUCUCUCUAUCCGCCCUUCUUCAUCUCUAUCCGCCCUUCUUCCUCUCUAUCCGCCCUUCUUCCUAUCAAUCCGCCCUCCUUCCUCUCUAUCCGCCCUUCUUCCUCUCUAUCCGCCCUUCUUCCUCUCUAUCCGCCCUUCUUCCUCUCUAACCGCCCUUCUUCCUCUCUAUCCGCCCUUCUUCCUCUCUAUCCGCCCUUCGUCCUUUCUAUCCGCCCUUCUUCCUCUCUAUCCGCCCUUCGUCCUCUCUAUUCGCCCUUCUUCCUCUCUAUCCACCCUUCUUGCUCUCUAUCUUCCCUUCGUCCACUCUAUCCGCCCUUCUUCCUCUCUUUCCGCCCUUCUUCCUCUCUAUCCGCCCUUCUUCUUCUCUAUCCGCCCUUCUUCCUAUCAAUCCGCCUUCCUUCCUCUCUAUCCGCCCUUCUUCUUCUCUAUCCGCCCUUCUUCCUCUCUAUCCGCCCUUCUUCUUCUCUAUCCGCUCUUCUUCCUCUUUAUCCGCCCUUCUUCCUCUCUAUCCGCCCUUCUUCCUCUCUAUCCGCCCUUCUUCCUAUCAAUCCGCCCUCCUUCCUCUCUAUCAGCCCUUCUUCCUCUCUAUCUGCCCUUCUUCCUCUCUAUCCGCCCUUCUUCCUCUCUAUCCACCCUUCUUCCUCUCUAUCCGCCCUUCUUCCUCUCUAUCCGCCCAUCUUCCUCUCUAUCCCCCCUUCUUCCUCUCUAUCCGCCCUUCUUCCUCUCUAUCCGCCCUUCUUCCUCUCUAUCCGCCCUUCUUCCUCUCUAUCCGCCCUUCUUCCUCUCAAUCCGCCCUUCUUCCUAUCAAUCCGCCCUCCUUCCUCUCUAUCCGCCCUCCUUCCUCUCUAUCCGCCCUUCUUCCCCUCUAUCCUCCCUCCUUCCUCUCUAUCCGCCCUUCUUCCUCUCUAUCCGCCCUCCUUCCUCUCUAUCCGCCCUUCGUCCUCUCUAUCCGCCCUUCUUCCUCUCUAUCCGCCCUUCGUCCUCUCUAUCCGCCCUUCUUCCUCUCUAUCCGCCCUUCGUCCUUUCUAUCCGCCCUUUUUCCUCUCUAUCCGACCUUCGUCCUUUCUUUCUUCCUCUCUAUCCGCCCUUCUUCCUCUCAAUCCGCCCUUCUUCCUAUCAAUCCGCCCUCCUUCCUCUCUAUCCGCCCUCCUUCCUCUCUAUCCGCCCUUCUUCCCCUCUAUCCUCCCUCCUUCCUCUCUAUCCGCCCUUCUUCCUCUCUAUCCGCCCUCCUUCCUCUCUAUCCGCCCUUCUUCCUCUCUUUCCGCCCUUCUUCCUCUCUAUCCGCCCUUCUUCUUCUCUAUCCGCCCUUCUUCGUAUCAAUCCGCCCUCCUUCCUCUCUAUCCGCCCUUCUUCUUCUCUAUCCGCCCUUCUUCCUCUCUAUCCGCCCUUCUUCCUAUCAAUCCGCCCUCCUUCCUCUCUAUCAGCCCUUCUUCUUCUGUAUCCGCCCUUCUUCCUCUCUAUCCGCCCUUCUUCCUCUCUAUCCGCCCUUCUUCCUCUCUAUCCCCCCUUCUUCCUCUCUAUCCGCCCUUCUUCCUCCCUAUCCGCCCUUCUUCUUCUCUUUCCGCCCUUCUUCCUCUCUAUCCGCCCUUCUUCCUCUCUAUCCGCCCUUCUUCCUCUCUAUCCGCCCUUCUUCCUCUCUAUCGGCCCUUCUUCCUCUCUAUCCGCCCUUCUUCCUCUCUAUCCGCCCUUCUUCCUCUCUAUCCGCCCUUCUUCCUCUCUAUCCGCCCUUCUUCCUCUCUAUCUGCCCUUCUUCCUCUCUAUCCCCCCUUCUUCCUCUCUAUCCGCCCUUCUUCCUCUCUAUCCCCCCUUCUUCCUCUCUAUCUGCCCUUCUUCCUCUCUAUCCGCCCUUCUUCAUCUCUAUCCGCCCUUCUUCCUCUCUAUCCGCCCUUCUUCCUAUCAAUCCGCCCUCCUUCCUCUCUAUCAGCCCUUCUUCUUUAUCCGCCAUUCUUCCUCUCUAUCCGCCCUUCUUCUUCUCUAUCCGCUCUUCUUCCUCUUUAUCCGCCCUUCUUCCUCUCUAUCCGCCCUUCUUCCUCUCUAUCCGCCCUUCUUCCUAUCAAUCCGCCCUCCUUCCUCUCUAUCAGCCCUUCUUCCUCUCUAUCUGCCCUUCUUCCUCUCUAUCCGCCCUUCUUCCUCUCUAUCCACCCUUCUUCCUCUCUAUCCGCCCUUCUUCCUCUCUAUCCGCCCAUCUUCCUCUCUAUCCCCCCUUCUUCCUCUCUAUCCGCCCUUCUUCCUCUCUAUCCGCCCUUCUUCCUCUCUAUCCGCCCUUCUUCCUCUCUAUCCGCCCUUCUUCCUCUCAAUCCGCCCUUCUUCCUAUCAAUCCGCCCUCCUUCCUCUCUAUCCGCCCUCCUUCCUCUCUAUCCGCCCUUCUUCCCCUCUAUCCUCCCUCCUUCCUCUCUAUCCGCCCUUCUUCCUCUCUAUCCGCCCUCCUUCCUCUCUAUCCGCCCUUCGUCCUCUCUAUCCGCCCUUCUUCCUCUCUAUCCGCCCUUCGUCCUCUCUAUCCGCCCUUCUUCCUCUCUAUCCGCCCUUCGUCCUUUCUAUCCGCCCUUUUUCCUCUCUAUCCGACCUUCGUCCUUUCUUUCUUCCUCUCUAUCCGCCCUUCUUCCUCUCAAUCCGCCCUUCUUCCUAUCAAUCCGCCCUCCUUCCUCUCUAUCCGCCCUCCUUCCUCUCUAUCCGCCCUUCUUCCCCUCUAUCCUCCCUCCUUCCUCUCUAUCCGCCCUUCUUCCUCUCUAUCCGCCCUCCUUCCUCUCUAUCCGCCCUUCUUCCUCUCUUUCCGCCCUUCUUCCUCUCUAUCCGCCCUUCUUCUUCUCUAUCCGCCCUUCUUCGUAUCAAUCCGCCCUCCUUCCUCUCUAUCCGCCCUUCUUCUUCUCUAUCCGCCCUUCUUCCUCUCUAUCCGCCCUUCUUCCUAUCAAUCCGCCCUCCUUCCUCUCUAUCAGCCCUUCUUCUUCUGUAUCCGCCCUUCUUCCUCUCUAUCCGCCCUUCUUCCUCUCUAUCCGCCCUUCUUCCUCUCUAUCCCCCCUUCUUCCUCUCUAUCCGCCCUUCUUCCUCCCUAUCCGCCCUUCUUCUUCUCUUUCCGCCCUUCUUCCUCUCUAUCCGCCCUUCUUCCUCUCUAUCCGCCCUUCUUCCUCUCUAUCCGCCCUUCUUCCUCUCUAUCGGCCCUUCUUCCUCUCUAUCCGCCCUUCUUCCUCUCUAUCCGCCCUUCUUCCUCUCUAUCCGCCCUUCUUCCUCUCUAUCCGCCCUUCUUCCUCUCUAUCCGCCCUUCUUCCUCUCUAUCCCCCCUUCUUCCUCUCUAUCCGCCCUUCUUCCUCUCUAUCCCCCCUUCUUCCUCUCUAUCUGCCCUUCUUCCUCUCUAUCCGCCCUUCUUCAUCUCUAUCCGCCCUUCUUCCUCUCUAUCCGCCCUUCUUCCUAUCAAUCCGCCCUCCUUCCUCUCUAUCAGCCCUUCUUCUUUAUCCGCCAUUCUUCCUCUCUAUCCGCCCUCCUUUCUCUCUAUCCGCCCUUCUUCCUCUCUAUCCGCCCUUAUUCUCUAUCCGUCCUUCUUCCUCUCUAUCCGCCCUUCUUCCUCCCUAUCCGCCCUUCUUCCUCUCUUUCCGCCCUUCUUCCUCCCUAUCCGCCCUUCUUCCUCUCUAUCCGCCCUUCUUCCUCUCUAUCCGCCCUUCUUCCUCUCUAUCCGCCCUUCUUCCUCUCUAUCCGCCCUUCUUCCUCUCAAUCCGCCCUUCUUCCUAUCAAUCCGCCCUCCUUCCUCUCUAUCCGCCCUUCUUCCCCUCUAUCCGCCCUCCUUCCUCUCUAUCCGCCCUUCUUCUUCUCUAUCCGCCCUUCUUCCUAUCAAUCCGCCCUCCUUCCUCUCUAUCCGCCCUUCUUCCUCUCUAUCCGCCCUUCUUCCUCUCUAUCCGCCCUUCUUCCUCUCUAUCCGCCCUUCUUCCUCUCUAUCCGCCCUUCGUCCUCUCUAUCCGCCCUUCUUGCUCUCUAUCGGCCCUUCGUCCACUCUAUCCGCCCUUCUUCCUCUCUUUCCGCCCUUCUUCCUCUCUAUCCACCCUUCUUCUUCUCUAUCCGCCCUUCUUCCUAUCAAUCCGCCCUCCUUCCUCUCUAUCCGCCCUUCUUCUUCUCUAUCCGCCCUUCUUCCUCUCUAUCCGCCCUUCUUCUUCUGUAUCCGCUCUUCUUCCUCUUUAUCCGCCCUUCUUCCUCUCUAUCCGCCCUUCUUCCUCUCUAUCCGCCCUUCUUCCUAUCAAUCCGCCCUCCUUCCUCUCUAUCCGCCCUUCUUCCCCUCUAUCCGCCCUCCUUCCUCUCUAUCCGCCCUUCUUCUUCUCUAUCCGCACUUCUUCCUAUCACUCCGCCCUCCUUCCUCUCUAUCCGCCCUUCUUCCUCUCUAUCCGCCCUUCUUCCUCUCUAUCCGCCCUUCUUCCUCUCUAUCCGCCCUUCUUCCUCUCUAUCCGCCCUUCUUCUUCUCUAUCCGCCCUUCUUCCUCUCUAUCCGCCCUUCUUCCUCUCUAUCCGCCCUUCGUCCUCUCUAUCCGCCCUUCUUCCUCUCUAUCCGCCCUUCGUCCUCUCUAUCCGCCCUUUUUCCUCUCUAUCCGCCCUUCGUCCUUUCUAUCCGCCCUUCUUCCUCUCUAUCCGCCCUUCGUCCUCUCUAUCCGCCCUUCUUCCUCUCUAUCCGCCCUUCGUCCUCUCUAUCCGCCCUUUUUCCUCUCUAUCCGCCCUUCGUCCACUCUAUCCGCCCUUCUUCCUCUCUAUCCGCCCUUCGUCCUCUCUAUCCGCCCUUCUUGCUCUCUAUCUGCCCUUCGUCCACUCUAUCCGCCCUUCUUCCUCUCUUUCCGCCCUUCUUCCUCUCUAUCCGCCCUUCUUCUUCUCUAUCCGCCCUUCUUCCUAUCAAUCCGCCUUCCUUCCUCUCCAUCCGCCCUUCUUCUUCUCUAUCCGCCCUUCUUCCUCUUUAUCCGCCCUUCUUCCUCUCUAUCCGCCCUUCUUCCUCUCUAUCCGCCCUUCUUCCUCUCUAUCAGCCCUUCUUCCUCUCUAUCCGCCCUCCUUCCUCUCUAUCAGCCCUUCUUCCUCUCUAUCCGCCCUUCUUCCUCUCUAUCCGCCCUUCUUCCUCUCUAUCCGCCCUUCUUCCUCUCUAUCCGCCCUUCUUCCUCUCUAUCCACCCAUCUUCCUCUCUAUCCCCCCUUCUUCCUCUCUAUCCGCCCUUCUUCCUCUCUAUCCGCCCUUCUUCCUCUCUAUCCGCCCUUCUUCCUCUCUAUCCGCCCUUCUUCCUCUCUAUCCGCCCUUCUUCCUCUCUAUCCGCCCUUCUUCCUCUCAAUCCGCCCUUCUUCCUAUCAAUCCGCCCUCCUUCCUCUCUAUCCGCCCUCCUUCCUCUCUAUCCGCCCUUCUUCCCCUCUAUCCUCCCUCCUUCCUCUCUAUCCGCCCUUCUUCCUCUCUAUCCGCCCUCCUUCCUCUCUAUCCGCCCUUCGUCCUCUCUAUCCGCCCUUCUUCCUCUCUAUCCGCCCUUCGUCCUCUCUAUCCGCCUUUCUUCCUCUCUAUCCGCCCUUCGUCCUUUCUAUCCGCCCUUCUUCCUCUCUAUCCGCCCUUCGUCCUCUCUAUCCGCCCUUCUUGCUCUCUAUCGGCCCUUCGUCCACUCUAUCCGCCCUUCUUCCUCUCUUUCCGCCCUUCUUCCUCUCUAUCCACCCUUCUUCUUCUCUAUCCGCCCUUCUUCCUAUCAAUCCGCCCUCCUUCCUCUCUAUCCGCCCUUCUUCUUCUCUAUCCGCCCUUCUUCCUCUCUAUCCGCCCUUCUUCUUCUCCCUUCUUCUUCUCUAUCCGCCAUUCUUCCUCACUAUCCGCCCUUCUUCUUCUCUAUCCGCCCUUCUUCCUCUCUAUCCGCCCUUAUUCUCUAUCCGCUCUUCUUCCUCUCUAUCCGCCCUUCUUCCUCCCUAUCCGCCCUUCUUCUUCUCUUUCCGCCCUUCUUUCUCUCUAUCCGCCCUUCUUCCCCUCUAUCCGCCCUUCUUCCUCUCUAUCCGCCCUUCUUCCUCUCUAUAGGCCCUUCUUCCUCUCUAUCCGCCCUUCUUCCUCUCUAUCCGCCCUUCUUCCUCUCUAUCGGCCCUUCUUCCUCUCUAUCCGCCCUUCUUCCUCUCUAUCCGCCCUUCUUCCUCUGAAUCCGCCCUUCUUCUUCUCUAUCAGCCCUUCUUCCUCUCUAUCCGCCCUUCUUCCUCUCUAUCGGCCCUUCUUCCUCUCUAUCCGCCCUUCUUCUUCUCUAUCCGCUCUUCUUCCUCUUUAUCCGCCCUUCUUCCUCUCUAUCCGCCCUUCUUCCUCUCUAUCCGCCCUUCUUCCUAUCAAUCCGCCCUCCUUCCUCUCUAUCAGCCCUUCUUCCUCUCUAUCCACCCUUCUUCCUCUCUAUCUGCCCUUCUUCGUCUCUAUCCACCCUUCUUCCUCUCUAUCCGCCCUUCUUCCUCUCUAUCCGGCCUUCUUCCUCUCUAUCCGCCCUUCUUCCUCUCUAUCCCCCCUUCUUCCUCUCUAUCCGCCCUUCUUCCUCUCUAUCCGCCCUUCUUCCUCUCUAUCCGCCCUUCUUCCUCUCUAUCCGCCCUUCUUCCUCUCAAUCCGCCCUUCUUCCUAUCAAUCCGCCCUCCUUCCUCUCUAUCCGCCCUCCUUCUUCUCUAUCCGCCCUUCUUCCCCUCUAUCGGCCCUCCUUCCUCUCUAUCCGCCCUUCUUCCUCUCUAUCCGCCCUCCUUCCUCUCUAUCCGCCCUUCCCCUUCUUCUCUAUCCGCCAUUCUUCCUCUCUAUCCGCCCUUCUUCUUCUCUAUCCGCCCUUCUUCCUCUGUAUCCGCCCUUAUUCUCUAUCCGCCCUUCUUCUUCCUCCCUAUCCGCCCUUCUUCCUCUCUAUCCGCCCUUCCUCCUCUCUAUCCGCCCUUCCUCCUCUCUAUCCGCCCUUCUUCCUCUCUAUCCGCCCUUCUCCUUCUCUAUCCGCCCUUCUUCCUCUCGAUCCGCCCUUCUUCUUCUCUAUCCGCCCUCCUUCUUCUCUAUCCGCCCUUCUUCCUCUCUAUCCGCCCUUCUUCCUCUCUAUCCGCCCUUCUUUCCUCUCUAUCCGCCCUUCUUCCUCUCUAUCCGCCCUUCCUCCUCUCUAUGCGCCCUUCCUCCUCUCUAUCUGCCCUUCUUCCUCUCUAUCCGCCCUUCUUCCUCUCUAUCCGCCCUUCUUCCUCUCUAUCCGCCCUUCUUCCUCCCUAUCCGCCCUUCUUCCUCUCUAUCCGCCCUCCUUCCUCUCUAUCCGCCAUUCUUCCUCUCUAUCCGCCCUUCUUCCUCUCUAUCCGCCCUUCUUCCUCUCUAUCCGCCCUUCUUCCUCUCUAUCCGCCCUUCUUCCUCUCUAUCCGCCCUUCUUCCUCUCUAUCCGCCCUUCUUCCUAUCAAUCCGCCCUACUUCCUCUCUAUCCGCCCUUCUUCUUCUCUAUCCACCCUUCUUCCUCUCUAUCCGCCCUUCUUCUUCUCUAUCCGCCCUUCUUCCUCUCUAUCUGCCCUUCGUCCCCUCUAUCCUCCCUUCUUCUUCUCUAUCCGCCCUUCUUCCUCUCUAUCCGCCCUUCGUCCUCUCUAUCCGCCCUUCUUCUUCUUCUGGAUCCGCCCUUCUUCCUCUCUAUCCGCCCUUCUUCCUCUCUGUCCGCCCUUCUUCCUAUCAAUCCGCCCUCCUUCUCUAUCCGCCCUUCUUCUUCUCUAUCCGCCCUUCUUCCUCUCUAUCCGCCCUUCUUCCUCUCUAUCCGCCCUUCUUCUUCUCUAACCGCCCUCCUUCCUCUCUAUCCGCCCUUCUUCCUCUCUAUCCGCCCUUCUUCCUCUCUAUCCGCCCUUCUUCCUCUCUUUCCGCCCUUCUUCCUCUCUAUCCGCCCUUCUUCUUCUCUAUCCGCCCUUCUUCCUCUCUAUCCGCCCUUCUUCCUCUCUAUCCGCCCUUCUUUCUCUCUAUCCGCCCUUCUUCCUCUCUAUCCGCCCUUCUUCCUCUCUAUCCGCCCUUCUCCCUAUCAAUCCGCCCUCCUUCCUCUCUAUCCGCCCUUCUUCCUAUCAAUCCACCCUCCUUCCUCUCUAUCCGCCCUUCUUCCUCUCUAUCCGCCCUUCUUCCUCUCUAUCCGCCCUUCUUCCUCUCUAUCCGCCCUUCUUUCUCUCUAUCCGCCCUUCUUCCUCUCUAUCCGCCCUUCUUUCUCUCUAUCCGCCCUUCUUCCUCUCUAUCCGCCCUUCUUCCUCUCUAUCCGCCCUUCUUCCUCUCUAUCCGCCCUUCUUCCUCUCUAUCCGCCCUUCUUCCUCUCUAUCCGCCCUUCUUCCUCUCUAUCCGCCCUUCUUCCUCUCUAUCCGCCCUUCUUCCUCUCUAUCCGCCCUUCUCCCUAUCAAUCCGCCCUCCUUCCUCUCUAUCCGCCCUCCUUCCUCUCUAUCCGCCCUUCUUCCUCUCUAUCCGCCCUUCUUCCUCUCUAUCCGCCCUUCGUCCUCUCGAUCCGCCCUUCUUCCUCUCUAUCCGCCCUUCUUCCUCUCAAUCCGCCCUUCUUCCUAUCAAUCCGCCCUCCUUCCUCUCUAUCCGCCCUCCUUCCUCUCUAUCCGCCCUUCUUCCUCUCUAUCCGCCCUUCUUCCUCUCUUUCCGCCCUUCUUCCUCUCUAUCCGCCCUUCUUCUUCUCUAUCCGCCCUUCUUCCUCUCUAUCCGCCCUUCUUCCUCUCUAUCCGCCCUUCUUUCUCUCUAUCCGCCCUUCUUCCUCUCUAUCCGCCCUUCUUCCUCUCUAUCCGCCCUUCUCCCUAUCAAUCCGCCCUCCUUCCUCUCUAUCCGCCCUCCUUCCUCUCUAUCCGCCCUUCUUCCUCUCUAUCUGCCCUUCUUCCUCUCUAUCCGCCCUUCGUCCUCUCUAUCCGCCCUUCUUCCUCUCUAUCCGCCCUUCUUCCUCUCAAUCCGCCCUUCUUCCUAUCAAUCCGCCCUCCUUCCUCUCUAUCCGCCCUCCUUCCUCUCUAUCCGCCCUUCUUCCUCUCUAUCCGCCCUUCUUCCUCUCUUUCCGCCCUUCUUCCUAUCAAUCCGCCCUCCUUCCUCUCUAUCCGCCCUUCUUCUUCUCUAUCCGCCCUUCUUCCUCUCUAUCCGCCCUUCUUCUCUAUCCGCUCUUCUUCCUCUUUAUCCGCCCUUCUUCCUCUCUAUCCACCCUUUUUCCUCUCUAUCCGCCCUUCUUCCUAUCAAUCCGCCCUCCUUCCUCUCUAUCAGCCCUUCUUCUUCUCUAUCCGCCAUUCUUCCUCUCUAUCCGCCCUUCUUCUUCUCUAUCCGCCCUUCUUCCUCUGUAUCCGCCCUUAUUCUCUAUCCGCCCUUCUUCUUCCUCCCUAUCCGCCCUUCUUCCUCUCUAUCCGCCCUUCCUCCUCUCUAUCCGCCCUUCCUCCUCUCUAUCCGCCCUUCUUCCUCUCUAUCCGCCCUUCUCCUUCUCUAUCCGCCCUUCUUCCUCUCUAUCCGCCCUUCUUCUUCUCUAACCGCCCUCCUUCCUCUCUAUCCGCCCUUCUUCUUCUCUAUCCGCCCUUCUUCCUCUCUAUCCGCCCUUCUUCCUCUCUAUCCACCCUUCUUCCUCUCUAUUCGCCCUUCUUCCUCUCUAUCCGCCCUUCUUCCUCUCUAUCCGCCCUUCUUCCUCUCUAUCCGCCCUUCUUUCCUCUCUAUCCGCCCUUCCUCCUCUCUAUCCGCCCUUCCUCCUCUCUAUUCGCCCUUCCUCCUCUCUAUCUGCCCUUCUUCCUCUCUAUCCGCCCUUCUUCCUCUCUAUCCGCCCUUCUUCCUCUCUAUCCGCCCUUCUUCCUCUCUAUCCGCCCUUCUUCCUCUCAAUCCGCCCUUCUUCCUAUCAAUCCGCCCUCCUUCCUCUCUAUCCGCCCUCCUUCCUCUCUAUCCGCCCUUCUUCCUCUCUAUCCGCCCUUCUUCCUCUCUUUCCGCCCUUCUUCCUAUCAAUCCGCCCUCCUUCCUCUCUAUCCGCCCUUCUUCUUCUCUAUCCGCCCUUCUUCCUCUCUAUCCGCCCUUCUUCUUCUCUAUCCGCUCUUCUUCCUCUUUAUCCGCCCUUCUUCCUCUCUAUCCGCCCUUUUUCCUCUCUAUCCGCCCUUCUUCCUAUCAAUCCGCCCUCCUUCCUCUCUAUCAGCCCUUCUUCUUCUCUAUCCGCCAUUCUUCCUCUCUAUCCGCCCUUCUUCUUCUCUAUCCGCCCUUCUUCCUCUGUAUCCGCCCUUAUUCUCUAUCCGCCCUUCUUCUUCCUCCCUAUCCGCCCUGCUUCCUCUCUAUCCGCCCUUCCUCCUCUCUAUCUGCCCUUCCUCCUCUCUAUCCGCCCUUCUUCCUCUCUAUCCGCCCUUCUCCUUCUCUAUCCGCCCUUCUUCCUCUCUAUCCGCCCUUCUUCUUCUCUAACCGCCCUCCUUCCUCUCUAUCCGCCCUUCUUCUUCUCUAUCCGCCCUUCUUCCUCUCUAUCCGCCCUUCUUCCUCUCUAUCCACCCUUCUUCCUCUCUAUUCGCCCUUCUUCCUCUCUAUCCGCCCUUCUUCCUCUCUAUCCGCCCUUCUUCCUCUCUAUCCGCCCUUCUUUCCUCUCUAUCCGCCCUUCCUCCUCUCUAUCCGCCCUUCCUCCUCUCUAUUCGCCCUUCCUCCUCUCUAUCUGCCCUUCUUCCUCUCUAUCCGCCCUUCUUCCUCUCUAUCCGCCCUUCUUCCUCCCUAUCCGCCCUUCUUCCUCUCUAUCCGCCCUUCUUCUUCUCUAUCCGCCCUUCUUCCUCUCUAUCCGCCCUUCUUCCUCUCUACCCGCCCUUCUUCCUCUCUGUCCCCCCUUCUUCCUCUCUCCCUUCUUCUUCUCUAUCCGCCAUUCUUCCUCUCUAUCCGCCCUUCUUCUUCUCUAUCCGCCCUUCUUCCUCUGUAUCCGCCCUUAUUCUCUAUCCGCCCUUCUUCUUCCUCCCUAUCCGCCCUUCUUCCUCUCUAUCCGCCCUUCCUCCUCUCUAUCUGCCCUUCCUCCUCUCUAUCCGCCCUUCUUCCUCUCUAUCCGCCCUUCUCCUUCUCUAUCCGCCCUUCUUCCUCUCUAUCCGCCCUUGUUCCUCUCUAUCCGCCCUUCUUCCUCUCUAUCCGCCAUUCUUCCUCUCAAUCCGCCCUUCUUCCUAUCAAUCCGCCCUCCUUCCUCUCUAUCCGCCCUCCUUCCUCUCUAUCCGCCCUUCUUCCUCUCUAUCCGCCCUUCUUCCUCUCUAUCCGCCCUUC